Messenger RNA from Crotalus tigris (Tiger rattlesnake), 1798 nucleotides. Its product is annotated as G-protein coupled receptor 20-like. Lineage: Eukaryota; Metazoa; Chordata; Lepidosauria; Squamata; Viperidae. The transcript has 3 exons. Gene Ontology annotation, biological process: positive regulation of Rho protein signal transduction; phospholipase C-activating G protein-coupled receptor signaling pathway. Bases 415 to 1470 code for a protein of 351 amino acids. Gene Ontology annotation, cellular component: membrane. Gene Ontology annotation, molecular function: G protein-coupled receptor activity. The record is from RefSeq and is a predicted model, not a curated record.
GCAGGGCAGGAGUCUACUUCCCUUCCUGCCUUUUGCCAAAACGUUUUUGGAUGCUGGAAAAAGAACUCUGACGUCAAUCUCAAAGUAAACCCCAAAGCUUCCCGGCUCAAAGAUUGAUUUAGCCCUCUGGAGUUACAAGAACUGCUGGUUGCAUAUCUCCAAUCUGGAAGGAGAAUCUGCCUGGAAGCUUCUUCAGCCCAGUGGAAUAGACAGCGACUGUGCCCUACCCAGCACCUAACUUUGCUCUCAGGGCUACACUUAAAGAGGAGAAAAGGAAACGGAACAGGUCUCUCCAUUGCAUGCCUGGCUGUCUGCUUUCGCUCCCGUUCGGAGAGCUGGGAAUCCGAUGUUUCAGAUUUAAGGGUGCUUUAUUCCUCCUUGAUUUCAGCGUUUGUUCAUUUCACGGUGCCUUGAAUGGUACCAUUAGCGGCGUUGACCAUGGAGCCUUCCAACAACUCUACGGUGUCCUCCAACUACAGCAAUAUGUUUAACAAAUUUGUCCACCUGGAUGGAGAACUCUCGGACAGAUUUCAUACCUUGUGGAUAGUCCUGGUGGUGAUCAAUACCAUCAUCUUCCUGAUGGGCGUGGUGUUGAACUCUGUAGCUCUCUACGUCUUCUGCUUCCGCACGAAAACGAAAACCACCUCGGUCAUCUACACCAUCAAUCUGAUCAUCACCGAUCUGCUGGUGGGCUUCUCUUUACCUAUCCGGAUCAUUGUGCACUACGUUGCCAAGGACUGCCACACCUGUGCGCUCGUCCACAUUUUCACCUAUUUUGUCAACAUGUACUGUAGCAUUCUCUUCCUCACGUGCAUCUGCAUUGACCGGUACCUGGCGAUUGUCCAGGUGGAAGCUUCGCGCAGGUGGAGGAACCCCGACUACGCCAAAGGGAUCUGUGCUUUCAUCUGGACCUUCGCCACCGUGAUCACCUUCUCCAUCCUCACCCUGGCCGUGAAGUUCUCCUACUGCUGCAUUGCGCAGAUUUUGCCCUUGAUGGUCUGCGAGUACUUCUUCCCUCUGAUCAUCCUCACUUUCUUCACCACCAGGAUCAUGUGCGCCCUUUCCAAGCCCACGCUCAUGCACCAGAGCCGGGAGAGGCGGAUGAGAGCCGUGCAGCUCCUCAUCACGGUCCUGAUCAUCUUCAUGAUCUGCUUCACCCCCUUCCACGUGCGCCAGCUGGCCAUUGCCAUCAACCCAGCCAUGUCCUACAACCUCAGCUUGGUGGUCUACCACGUGACCGUCACCUUAAGCAGCCUCAACAGUUGCAUGGAUCCCAUCGUCUACUGCUUUGUCACCAACAACUUCCAGUCCACCAUGAAGAACAUCUUCCGGAAGACGGAACUUGAGCAAGCCAGCGGGGAGGUGAUCAGCAUCAACAAAGGGUCUGGCUCAAACGCAAUUAUGGCGUUUGCGAACUCGAUAGGGAACCCCAUGGGUUUGGCUUUGCCGAGCAACACCACAAACUCCUAGACUUUGAGAAGCCUACAAGGGUAGAGAUGAUGUGGACUCUUCCUUUUUGCUAAAAAAAAAAAAAAGAUAUUUUUUUUUCUCUCAACGUUGUAGCUGGGUUCCAGGAUUUUUCAAGCUUUCCAGUGACACACUCGUUUUAUUUAUGGCAGCUGGCUUUGUCAUCUGGGAAAUUACUUGGAUUGCGUUUGGCACUCCAAAUUCCUAAGAAUUUCCCCGAUUCAGGAAUUUACGGAGAAAGGGACAUGCCCAGCACCGUGUUUUGCUAGCCUAGAAGCAUAGAAUAACAAAGUUGGAAGGGACCUUGGAGGUCAUCUAGUCCAACCCCCUG